This is a messenger RNA of Branchiostoma belcheri (Belcher's lancelet), 4517 nucleotides long. RefSeq names its product multidrug resistance-associated protein 4-like. The record is from RefSeq and is a predicted model, not a curated record. Bases 42 to 4040 code for a protein of 1332 amino acids. Gene Ontology annotation, cellular component: plasma membrane. Gene Ontology annotation, molecular function: ABC-type transporter activity; ATP binding; ATP hydrolysis activity. The transcript is spliced from 29 exons. Gene Ontology annotation, biological process: transmembrane transport. Lineage: Eukaryota; Metazoa; Chordata; Leptocardii; Amphioxiformes; Branchiostomatidae.
CUUCAGACACCGUAACAAGUCGUUACAAUUUAGCGUGCGACAUGGUGAAGAACAGCCAGGAAGAUAUCCGCACGGGUCUGCAGCAGAGUUUUGGGGUAGAUAUAUUCAGUUCCGACAAGAAUCCCCUGCCAGACGACAAGGUUCCCCUACACCCGCAGAAGGAACCUCACAAAAGUCGGCCAAAACAAGAUGGCGGACGGGGCAGGCGCAACCCCCACGAAACGGCCAACUGGUUUUCCAAGCUUCUCUUUUGCUGGGCGAACGCGAUAGUGGUGAAAGGGUACAGACAGAGACUGGAGAACGAAGAUCUCUACCCACUGAGAGAGAAGGAUACCUCCCUGGUAGUUACCAACGAGUUCCGACCGUAUUGGGAGAGAGAACUAAAGAAGUCAACACCCGAGAAACCCCCAAGCUUAUCAAAAGCAAUCAUCAGAUGCUAUGGCUUGCGAUAUUUCCUGGUCGGAUUUGUAAAGCUUUUCGAUGAUGCCUUAACGUUGGUUAAGCCUAUUAUCAUCGGCUACAUCAUUAAGUACUUCGAGCCCAGUAGCGGCAUGACCCUGACCGAUGCCUACAUGUACGCUGGGAUUCUUGCUGGUCUGCAGGUUUUCCAAGUCAUCAUCGGCUACUACGAAUGGCCUGUCCACCUGUGGGCAUUUCAUUUUGAAACGGCGAUCAUGAAUAUGGCGAACGAAAAGUGUUUGCGAUUAAGCACGGGCGGCCUCUCAAAGACCUCAACGGGCCAAGUCAGCAACAUUCUUGCCGACGAUGUGCAAGCCUUCAAGAAGGCUUUUGAUAAACUCCAUAACCUGUGGGUUUCUCCUCUCACGAUUGUGGUCAUCACUUGGUAUCUCAUCAACUUCAUGGGCUUGUCUGCCCUAGCUGGGCUCGCCUACAUGUUUCUGACAAUAGCCAUCGAGGGUUCUAUGACGCCACUUCACAUCAAAUAUGGCACAUUAGAAAACUUUCGUAAAGACGCGCGUUUGGACGUGAUGAGUCAGAUUCUACAGUCGAUGAGAAUGAUCAAGCUACAAGCUUGGGAGAAACCUUUUAGUGACGUCAUCAACAAGCUGAGGAGGGUGGAACUAAGGAUAAUGGUGAAAGGUGACAUAGCGAAGGGAGUCAUCAAGCUGUUCAACUGGUUGGGCAUGGAUCCUACCAUUUUCAUCAUCAUAAUCACGUAUGUCCUCAUGGGAAACGUGUUGACAGCAGAGAAGGCGUUUGUGACGAAGAUGUUCUUGGAGCUACUGGAGAAACCUAUGCAUGGCUUUCCGGUGGCACUAGAGAGCCUAGCAGAAGUCAAGAUUGCAGUCACUCGACUCCAGACCUUUCUUGCAUUAAACGAGUACCAGCCGCCAAAUCCUGUCAUGGAUGCAUCUAGCAAAGACGUGUGCAAAAUGAGUCUUUCUUCUACUGAGGUGGUGGGCCCGAAGGGAGUCACUAAAACAACACUGACGAAUAUCAAGUUCGACGUCAAAGAAGGUGAACUGAUUGUUGUCAUAGGACCAACGGGCGCUGGAAAGUCCGCUUUAUUGUGCACGAUAAUGCGGGAGCUUCUGCGGGUGGAGGGUAGGGUGGACGUGCGAGGAACGCUCGCUUUCACCGCCCAGGAACCGUGGGCCUACCCCGACACCAUCAGGAACAACAUCGUGGACUUCGGGAAGCCAUUCGACCAAGACAAGUAUGACAGAGCGAUCAGCAUCAGCGAACUGGAAAAGGAUAUACAGGGCAUGCCGUACGGGGAUAAGACGUUUGUCGGGGAUAGGGGAGUCACCCUGAGCGGGGGUCAGAAGGCGCGCCUCGGCCUGGCAAGAGCUGUGUAUGCUGACGCUGACAUUUAUUUGCUAGACGAUCCUCUUAGCGCGGUAGACGCGGCGGUUGGGAAAAAACUCUUCGACAAGUGCAUACUGGGAGCUCUGGGAAGUAAAGUCCGGAUUUUGGUGACACAUCAGCUCCAGUUUCUAAACAAAGCUGACAAGAUUCUGGUUCUUGAUAAGGGCAACCAGGUUGCUUUUGGAUCUCACGUAGAAGUCGUGGCGUCUGGAGCUGACUUCGCGGAACUCUUAGCAGGAGAAGGCGACCAUUCAGGGACCACAGAGGAUAAGAAAGGAUUGACAGAGAGCUUUUACGGCAGCAGGACCAGUGUAGCAGAAGACACGCUUUCGGAAGAAGAGUAUACCGACUUUGUGGAGGAAGAGAGAGUCGAAGGAAGCGUGAGUUGGCGGGUGUACGUCAAAUAUCUGACAUCAGGACCUCCACGCUGGUACCUGUUUAUGAUGGUGUUUGUUAUCAUUGCUUUUGAGGUGUCUUAUCUGUUCGAACAUUGGUGGGUAGCUCAUUGGGUGGACAGUAUCGCUCACUUGAACAAAACCCUCCCGAGCGGACAACCCCGGCCAGUCCCCGGGGCCAUCUCGCUCUAUCACUUGAAGGUGUACGCCGGCCUUGAGAGUCUAACGGUCCUUCUAUCCAUCAUGUCUACGGUACUGAUCAUUUACGCCACCUACCGAGCAUCAGUCAAUCUUCACAACAUGAUGUUCAACGCCGUUAUGCGGGCACCCAUCGGCUUUUUCGACAAGAACCCCGGUGGGAGGGUUCUAAACAGGUUUGCGGAUGACUUGCAUAAGGUGGAAGAGAACAUUCCAGAGGAACUACUAUUCAGCACCGAGGGUUUGCUCGCUGCCAUUGGAGCUGUAGUGAUGAUUUGCAUCGGCAAUCCCUUGGCAAUCCCGCCAACAUGCCUGCUAGUUCUCGGCUUCGCUUCCAUGUACACCUACUACAUGCCGACUGUGCGACAUCUGGCGAGACUGAAAGCAACAAACGCCAGCCCCAUCUAUACGCACGUGUCGGCAGUCAUGGAGGGACUGUGGACGAUCAGAGCUCUGUCAGCUCAAGAGAACUUCAAGAGGCGGUUCAGAGAUAUUGUCGAUCAGCACAGUGAGGCUGAAUUCCUCGACAUCGCGACCAAGGCCUGGUAUAAGGUCAGAGUCAAGGUCCUGGACGCCACCUUCAACACCUUUAUCACAUUCAUGUGUAUAUUCUCAUCAGAGAGUCUUGGUGCUGGAAGCGUGGGUCUCUCUCUGGCGUAUGCGCUUCUCAUGUCCGAGCACGCUGAAUAUAUUGUGGAGGCCAUUAAAGAAUUGGAAAGCGCCAUGAUCAAUGCCGAAAGGGUGAUAGAAUACGCCGAGCUAACGCCUGAAGCACCGUGGGAGACCGACCACAAACCCCCGCCGGACUGGCCGGCAUACGGCGCCAUAGAUCUGAAAGGAGUCUACCUUUCCUACGGCGAGCAGGAGCCCUCCGUUCUAAAGAACGUCAACCUGAACAUAGUCGGGGGUGAGAAGGUUGGCAUCGUUGGUCGUACCGGCGCGGGGAAAAGUUCCCUGCUGAUGAUGCUGAUGAGGCUGGUAGAACCGACAGGCAGUAUCCGGAUAGACGGGGUGGACAUCCGUAAACUGGGACUGCACGAUCUCAGGAAGAAGAUCUCCGUCAUUCAACAAGAUCCCAUCAUGAUCCAGGGGACCGUAAGGAAAAAUCUUGAUCCCUUGGACAUGCACUCUGAUAAUGCAUUGUGGACAUCCCUGGACGAGGUUUACAUGACUGAAGACAUCCAGAAGCUUCCGAAAGGCCUGGACACGCCGAUAGGGGAGAGAGGCGGAAGUCUGAGCGUGGGGCAGAAGCAGCUCCUGUGUCUGGCGCGGACCAUUCUGUACUACAACCGCAUCCUGCUGUUUGACGAGGCGACAGCCAACAUCGAUCUCAGAACGGACCGGCUGAUCCAGACGACUAUCAGAGAACGCUUCAAACACUGCACCGUGCUGACCAUCGCACACAGACUCCACACCGUCAUGGACUCAGACAGAAUUUUGGUGAUGGAUGAAGGUCGUGUAGCAGAAUUUGACGAGCCACACCUUCUGUUGACGGAGUACCCGGAUAGCAUCUUCAGCAAGUUGGUGUCUGAAACUGGGGAGUCUAUGGAACGCGAGCUGAGGAAAGCUGCACACCAGAGUUAUUUACAAAAGCAGGAACAGAAGAAAUCACAGUAACAGUCCAACAAGCUAACCACCAGGAUCAAUGCAUCGCAUGAUAGACAUAGAUAGUGCAACUAAUAGUGCAACGUUAUGUUUUGCUUUUGCUAAUCCCCAAAUAUGCCAAUAAUUUUAGGAUAUUAAUUCUCAGACAAAAGAGUAUGUAAGGCAUCCAAUGCGAUAACACACAAUAAAACAGUGUAUAUUGACGGAACAUUAGGUGUUUAUGUAUAUGUGUAAAUGGUUUAUUUGCAAAUUGACAUAAAACUAAAACAGCAAAGACACAAAAUAUCAUUAAUAUUUACAAACAUAACCAAACUAAAUAACAGGAGUAUAUACAAUUGGUAGUAAUAAUAAUAAUAAUUGUUUGUUGAUUGAUUGAUCGAUAAGUACAAUCGCUAGCACGUGGCAGAGCAACUAAAAAAGUAGCUCUGAAUUUCAUGCUAGUGUUUAAAAAAAGAGAGACAAAUAUUGCACAGUUACGAGUAACAAAUA